Molecule: messenger RNA, 5672 nt
Organism: Astyanax mexicanus (Mexican tetra)
Lineage: Eukaryota; Metazoa; Chordata; Actinopteri; Characiformes; Acestrorhamphidae
Gene: lrrc4.1
Product: leucine rich repeat containing 4.1
Exons: 2
Coding region: 1547-4213 (888 amino acids)
Biological process (GO): synaptic membrane adhesion; excitatory synapse assembly; modulation of chemical synaptic transmission
Cellular component (GO): plasma membrane; postsynaptic density membrane; glutamatergic synapse
Molecular function (GO): protein binding
Source: RefSeq, a predicted model, not a curated record
AUUCACGUUUCCACUGAAGGACAAAAGGGAGAGUGAGCGCAUGUGCCUGUGCCCUGGCUGACUGCUUGCUAAAGCACCCCAAAACGUGCUGGGGGGGUAAAAAAAAAAAAAAUACAUCGUAAGCUGUUGCUGCUGCACACAGCAAUGGAAGCAGGACUAAGGCAGGACCAGCAGGGUUAAAAGGAGAAGAAAAAGGGAAAAAAAGAAACGCGAGAGCGAGAAAGAACGCUGUUGCCGUGGGGACGUACUUCUCCCUCCCAGCGCUCAUCCGGCAGCAGCUCAAGUCGGGGGCUGUGGGUCUGAGCUCCCCAACGCUGCUCUCAGCUCAGGACACCGCAGGGGCUCUAGCUUCGCGCUAUACGGAUACUUUUCAGAUCGACGCUACGUCACAGGAGGGGAGGAGAAGUGCGCUCUCUCGCUUGCUCUCUCACUCUUACUCUCAUUCCAGGGAACGAGAGAGAGAGGGAGAGAGAGCAAGCGCAAAAGAGAGAGAGAGCACGAGCGUGCGAGCGAGCAAGCGCAAGAGUGUGCUCGAAAGCAGGAGAGAGCUUUCUCCACCAAGCAAGCCUUAUUGGGCUCGUGCUGCCAGCAGUACCUUCCUUCGGACUCGCCGAUUCCCUUUUCAAAAGAAAGUGACGGAUUACCAGGAAGACUGCGGGAGGCAGAUUGCUGCCGCUACCAUUUGUGAAUCUGCCGAGCUGGAGAGCGGAACUAGUUAAGGAAAGAAGCAACCCAGUGACUGCAGUGUCUCACACAGCCUUUUAAACUGACCGAGGCACAGAGGCAAAUCAAGCAGACAAGGGACAAGCCUUGACAGAAGGAGGACAGCAACUGGGAAACGCAUUUAGGCAUUAUACUAUUAUGGAGACUCAGAAAAGGCAUUUAACAGCGGCUUCAAGCGGCAGUUUCCAAGGACAUGCUUCUGCGGAUGAGGUGACAGCGAACGACGGAGCACGUCUCUGGGAACAAAACUGGAAUGUUAUCAUUGCCUAAAGCUCUGUGGGCCUGCAGCUUUUCUUUGGAUGCUCUUCUUUGGAUUUAUUAGGGGCCAUUUUGGUGUUCUUUUUCCUUUCAACAAUAAACUAAAUUAAAAGGCAUUCCUUUUCACUGGGAUAUAUGAAUCUUUGAAAAAAAGAAAAAAAAAAAGAAACAGAAAAAGGGAGAAAAUAGCAGCAUCUGUGAUUGUGAUUGCAAAAAAAGGACCUGUAAAACCACUGAGGUAGGUGUCUGGCCUUUCCAAAGCUUUAUAUAUAAAAAGUCUGCCCUAUUCUCGUUCAUUACUCCUUGGCUUUUUUUUCUACCCAUCCCCGUUGCUCUCGCACUUUGUUAAUGAAGAUGGCCCCACUAGUUCAGUAAAUGGAAAAACAAGCUAGAGUGUUGCUUAACCCAGGGUAGGGACAGUUUUCUUUAAACUAGCACCAAACCCCUCCCCUCAUUCCCCUUUCCACCUCCUCCUUUCUUCCCAAUCACUACCGUCACCCCAAAGCCCACCCCCCAUCCCUUCCCCCGCCCCCCAGACGAUGCUGAAUUAUGAACGUGCCACAUCAUGAGUCUCCUGGGGCGGGUAGCUGUGCGUCGAGCCAGGAAAACCGCCCUGCUCUGUGUCGUCUUCCUCAUGGUGCAAGUGUGCGUGGAGGUGGCGGCAGGAGCGGCGGGUCCCCAAGGCUGCCCGCCCGUCUGCUCCUGCAGUAACCAGCUCAGCAAGGUGGUGUGCACCCGCCGCGGUCUCACCCGCGUGCCCCCUGGCAUCCCCACAAACACAAGGCACCUCAACCUGAUGGAGAACGGCAUCGAGGCAGUGGAGGCCGACUCCUUUCGACAUCUCCACCACCUGGAGGUGCUUCAGCUGGGGCGCAAUGCCAUCCGACAGAUCGAGGUAGGAGCCUUCAAUGGCCUUACCAGCUUGAACACCCUGGAGCUCUUCGAUAACCGGCUGACAGUAGUGCCUAGCGGCGCUUUUGAGUAUCUGUCAAAGCUGAGGGAACUGUGGCUGAGAAACAACCCCAUCGAGAGCAUACCUUCUUAUGCCUUCAACCGAGUGCCCUCUCUCAUGCGUCUGGACCUAGGUGAGCUGAGAAAGCUUGAGUACAUCUCUGAAGGGGCCUUUGAGGGUUUGGUCAACCUCAAGUACCUCAACUUAGGCAUGUGCAACAUCCGAGGAGAGAUGCCCAACCUGAACCCGCUGCUAGCACUAGAGGAGCUGGAGAUCUCAGAGAACUUCUUCCCUGAGAUCAAACCCAGCUCUUUCAAAGGACUGACAUCCCUUAAAAAGCUAUGGAUCAUGAACUCUAAAAUAGGGCUAAUUGAACGCAAUGCAUUCGAUGACCUGUCCUCUCUGGUGGAGCUAAACCUAGCCCACAACAAUCUGAGUUCUCUGCCCCAUGAGUUGUUUGCCCCUUUGAAGUUCUUGGUGGAACUACACCUCCACCACAACCCUUGGAACUGCGGCUGCGAUUCAUUGUGGCUAGCACGGUGGCUGCGUGACUACAUCCCAACCAACUCGACCUGCUGCGGCAGAUGUCAUUCUCCAGCACACAUGAGAGGUCGUCAGAUGGUGGAGGUGGACAGAGGUGACACCGGUGCAAUGCAGUGCUCUGCCCCCUUCAUUGCAGAUGCCCCAAGAGACCUCAAUAUUUCAGCAGAACGGGUAGCAGAGCUGCGAUGUCGAACGCCGUCAAUGUCGUCAGUGCGGUGGCUCCUACCAAAUGGCACUAUACUGACACAUGCAUCCAGUCAUCCAAGGAUAACCGUGCUCAAUGAUGGAACUCUAAACUUUUCGAACGUGCUUGUGGCCGACACAGGCAUGUACACUUGCAUGGUGUCCAACGCAGCAGGAAAAUCCAAUGCUUCGGCUUACUUAAAUGUGAGCGCAGCUGAACUCAACACAUCCAACCUCAGCUACUUCACUACUGUCACAGUGGAAGUGCUGGGACCGACAUCUGAGCUGCCAAAAACCAAGACCACAACAACCACACCAGGUGCAAGUACAACGACCACAGCUUCUCCCUCUGUCUUUCAACCGGUUUUCAUCUCAACACCAACAGUACUUCUCCAAAGCACUGACAUACCACCAAGUCGGCCGCCUGCAGUGCCAGCUUCAAAAGUUACAACAGGGAAACCUCCCAAUCCAGCCAGCACCAGCCUGGACGAGGUCAUGAAGACAACAAAGAUCAUCAUUGGCUGUUUUGUGGCAGUGACACUGCUAGCAGCAAUCAUGCUAAUAGUGUUCUACAAACUGAGGAAGCGGCAUCAACAAAGGAGCACCGUGGCUGCAGCCAGGACUGUGGAGAUCAUUCCUGUGGAUGAGGACCUACCACCACCUGCAUCUGCUGCCAGUAUACGAGGGGAGGGAGCACUAACACUACCAGAGAUUAGGGACCAUAACAGUAUUCACAAGUUGGACUACAUCACCCACAAAUCAGACUACAGCUACCAUAAACCCAAAAUGGAUUACAGCACUCACAAACCCAAGUCAGAUUACAGCAUCCACAAACCCAAACCUGACUUUAGCACUUAUAAACCGAAAUCGGACUACUGCAUCCAGAUUCCCAAGACAGACUACAUUACACACAAGCCAAAAGAGGAUUACAACACUUACAAACCACAAGUGGACUACAGCCCUCACAAACCAUCCCCAGACUUCACUCACAGAUCAUUGCCUGAUUAUCACAUUAAAAAGCCAGAGCAAAGUCCGUACAAACCUGGAUAUAACACCCACAAGCCUGAUUACAAAUCUCAAACAGUCAAACCAGACUUCAGCCCUUUCAAACCAGAUUACAGCAUUCACAAACCCAAAACAGACUAUAGCACGCACAAAGCCAAAACCAAUUACAUUCCCCACAAAGCUGCCACCAACUACAGUCCCUUCAAGAUGGAUUGCAGUCCCUUCAAACCGGACUACAGUGCAUUUAAGGCAGACUACAGCCCACUCAAAGCUGAAUACAUCAGCCACAAACCAGACUUUAGCCCCCACAAGUCUAAAAUGGAUUACAGUCCUCACAAAGAGGACUACAGCCCCCAUAAGCUCAACUAUAGCACCCUAAAGCCCAAGUACAACACCUACAAGCCUGGAGGACAUGCAGCUAAAUGGACAGAAAGCAACAGCAUUGGAAACUCUCUUCCUCGAACCUUGCCCAGUACCAUCACCACUAUCUCAGAGCCCUUCGUCAUGAAAACACAUGCGAAGGAGAAAGUACAAGAGACUCAAAUCUAGCCCUCGACAACCUGCUCCCAAAAGAGAAAUUGUGGCCAAAUCACGGCCAGAAAUAUAUCCCUAAUCCCCUUAAAACACUCCCAAGACACCCAAUGAAAACAUGCAAUAGAAUGCACAAAGAGAAAAAAAAAAAAAAAAAAAGACUGUUCUUUUUUUUUGUACAGCGUGCAAAUCCUAGAGACUGAUUUCUUGAUGUACAUGCUUAUAAAUAAAUAAAUAAAUAUAUAUAUAUAUGGAGAGAAAAAAAAAUCAGAAAAACUAUCAUGGGCUGUCAUAGAGAAGCAGAUUAUAUUAAAAAUAAAUUAAACUAUUUUCUAACUUGUAACUUCUAUUUAAAAAGACAAGUUGUUUAAAGAUGCUGUCCUGACUUUAAGAAAUGAGGGUAGUGUUUUCAAAGGGCAUUCUGUGUGAUUUCUAAACCAUGCUACAGAGAAUGCAGUGAAAAGAAGAAAAAAAGAAAAGAAAAAAAAACAUUUAUACUGAGAAGUCUUUCUUUAAGAGGAAAAAAAGGUCCAUGUUGAUCUUUACAGAUUUAUCUUGUAAGCACCAUAAAUUUGUACUGUGCCAAAUGUUAUACAUGCAAUAAAAACAGAUUUUUGGAAGAAAAAAAGUAGAGAUUUUUCUUCACUCUCCCUCUCUCUCUCUCUUCUGGCGUACUGUAGCGAUCAGGCAAAGGCUUCAACCACUGCAGUAGGACUCUGCAGUUAGACUUUAACCCUGAAACUGCUGGAUGAUGCUUGAACCUAAUGAGCUCCUUUAGAGAAGAGUUAUGCAUCUUGCUUUACACACGCUCGACCGCAUCACCGUCUGUCAAUUUACACUCAGCUUAUGUAAUUAGGGCUGAGUCUGCAUUUUCGCCUCCUAGGAGGUGGAUAUCUGAAACAUGACGUGUUUCUUUCCAAGUUCUCAAUGCGUCAGCUGCAGGUAAACAGCUGGCAGAAAAGCUGCUGAAUAAAGCUACUUUUUUUUCAAGGGCAAAGACGAUCAGAAGAAUAUUUAGAGUAUACAUAUAAAGUGCUUUGAUCUUGGCUGAGGUGGUUUCAAUGUGCUUUAAUGCUUAUUUUGUUAAACAGCAGGUUUUAUAGAAAGAAAUACAACUCAAUGCAUUUUGCCUUCAAAAUUUAGAAAAAGGUGUGUGGUAGGUGAUUUAUCACCACAAAUUGAUCUGUUUUGUUAGGAAAAAAUACAGUACAAUAUGAUCUACAAGACUGUGGGCUUUUUUAUAAAAAAAUUAAAAAAAUAUAUAUAUAUUGAUGCCCUUUUCAUGAAAGUUUCAAUCAAAUCUUUUCAUUGCAUUCCUAAACAUCAGAUUUUGUUUCAUAUUAUGGUAUUAAUAAACAAGUAUAUACAUAUAUUUAGGUGUUUAAUACACAAAAUGGUAAUAAAAGGAUCCUGCUCCCUUUUUAGAACAGGAUGCGCUUCUCAGAACACGGUGAAAUUCAGGCUUGGCAUGCAUGGG